This is a messenger RNA of Drosophila subpulchrella, 342 nucleotides long. RefSeq lists its product as uncharacterized. The transcript has a single exon. The record is from RefSeq and is a predicted model, not a curated record. NCBI's taxonomy places the organism in Eukaryota, Metazoa, Arthropoda, Insecta, Diptera, Drosophilidae.
AUGUUGACCAUAAUGAGAGGGAACGCCAAGAAAGUUCAGCUUUAUAAUUGGCCGCUGACCAAUCUCCGCGGACUCUCGACUUUAAUGAAAUCCGAUGUAAUGCCACAGGCUCCCGAAUUGGACUCACCGUCCACUAUGAAACUGCACCAUUUUAUAAGCCCAAAUUGUGUUAAAUGUCCAAAUCACCUUGUUCGUGGAUAUGGGAAAUUGUUCACCUACAACUAUCGCCCAUUUUCUACUUAUGAUUUAAACGAAGCAGCUUUGCGUGCCUAGCAAGCCUCAGAAAAGUAUUCAAAAGAAUUUGGUCAGAUACAAAACAUGAAGAUUAAAUACGUAAAUUAG